Messenger RNA from Trichoderma aggressivum f. europaeum, 2304 nucleotides. RefSeq lists its product as uncharacterized. Gene Ontology annotation, molecular function: protein binding; telomeric repeat DNA binding; telomerase RNA binding. Gene Ontology annotation, biological process: nuclear-transcribed mRNA catabolic process, nonsense-mediated decay. Lineage: Eukaryota; Fungi; Ascomycota; Sordariomycetes; Hypocreales; Hypocreaceae. Bases 1 to 2304 code for a protein of 767 amino acids. The record is from RefSeq and is a predicted model, not a curated record. The transcript has 3 exons. Gene Ontology annotation, cellular component: telomerase holoenzyme complex.
AUGUCGUCGGUGCAACCUGAUAUCUCAAAGAAAUUCGUCAACUAUUUGCGGAAUUCUCAGCAGCUGAGUUGCCCCAUCUGCCAAGUGGACGUCAAACCGCCCACGCUCAAUGGGUUCAAGCACCAUGUCCAAAGCAGCGCCGAGAAGCACCCCACGGAGGAGAAGGCCAUUCUAGACGCCUUCGAGCGGAUGAAGCUCAGCUCAUCCAAACCUCAACCUCAGCCUACAUCUGCCACAGAACAAGAUCAGAGUAAACGGUCAAAGAAAAGAUCCGCCUUUGAUCAAUCAGACGACCAACAGAAUCCAGAGCGUACUUCUUUGAAUGCAAAGGAGAGCUCGGAUAAUGGGGGUCGCAAUAAGAAGGUUUGCUCGCCCAGUAGCUCUCCCCCGCCCUCUACAAGCACGCCAAAUAGGCGAGGGCGAGGCAGGCAGCAAGCCGACGGCAACAAAGAGUUUGAUCGCGGACCCAAAGGUUCAAGUACGCGUCAGCUCUGGAGCCCGGGCAACGGUGGUCCUCAACGACCUUCACCUCUCAAGACACAAACCCUCGGCCAGCGAUCCAGGCCGUUGUCGCAUGCCAAACCAAGCCAGCAUAGAAUGGAAGAGCCCGAUCCGGAACCCGGCCCAGUGGCUGAGGCUGAGCCAGAUGAUUCCUAUACCGAGGAUCCUUCGGUGUCCCAGCUGAUCCGGCAACCCGAAACCAGGCCGAUAUCGCAAGAACAGCUCGUUGCUGAAGUCAAAGGCAUCUACGCCGGACUCGUCAUGGUAGAAAGCAAGUGUAUCGAGGUUGAUAAUGCUCAAUCGGCGAACAAGGACUCACCCCAGCAACUUAACAACGAGCAGUGGCAGGCACUUAUCGCUCUGCAUCGUACGCUGCUUCACGAGCAUCAUGACUUUUUCCUGGCCAGUCAGCAUCCCUCUGCUAGCCCGGCACUUCGACGGCUGGCCUCUAAGUACGCCAUGCCGGCCAGAAUGUGGAGGCACGGCAUACAUUCGUUCCUUGAACUCUUGAGACACAGGUUGCCUCAAUCUCUGGAGCACAUGCUCACUUUUAUAUACAUUGCGUACAGUAUGAUGGCCCUUCUCUACGAGACUGUACCUGCAUUCGAAGAUACUUGGAUUGAGUGUCUCGGAGACCUGGGCAGAUACCGCAUGGCAAUUGAAGACGACGACAUUCGAGACCGAGAAACUUGGACUGCUGUUUCUCGAUACUGGUAUUCAAAGGCAUCGGAUAAGCUACCGACCACUGGUCGACUCUACCAUCACCUAGCUAUUCUGGCGCGUCCCAACGCGCUUCAGCAGACAUAUUACUAUACAAAGUCUCUUUGUGUCCCUAUCCCAUUCUUAAGUGCCAGGGAGAGUGUCAUGACACUGUUUGACCCAGUCCUGAGUCAGGGACCCCCCCGGCUAGAGGCGAUUGACCUCGCCUUUGUCCGCAUACUCGCUAUUUUCUUUUCUGGCAAGGAGAAAGACCUGCUAGGCUUUUCCGCCAGGCAGUUUCUGAGUCUUUUGGAUGGACACAUUGCUCGAAUUACAAAAAGUUGGCUAGAAGCUGGAUACUAUAUGGGCAUAUCGAUUACCUGCUCUCUCCUUGGCUUCGGUAACGAUUCCAAUGUCCUGAAACAUGUCAUUGUCCCCAAGCGGUCCGAUGACAUGGACACUGCUGGAGAAAUCGUUACUCAGGCGCCGAUUCCGGCAGACACUUUUUACCAAUCGCUCUCUUUGGCUGUACAAACACUGGAGAUAGUAAUUCAGCGAUGGGGAGAUAUGAAUAUACUGCCAUUUCUCCACACACAAAUGGUGUUUAUACACCAUUUGUCUAAAUUUCCGGCUGCGAUGAGAUUCAUCGAGCAUAAGUACCCCUGGAAGCUGGUUGCGACGAUGCUCAACUACUUGAAGCAGUCCUGCAAGUUUGAACCUCGCAUGGACAGUGCGGAAUUCCCUGGAGCAGAAAACCAAGAUCAUUACCGACCACUCCCAGAAGAUUACGCCAUGCGUGGCCUGAUCUACACUGAGGAGUACUUUCCCCUAAACUGGUUCUCCGGCGAGGCCGUUGAAGAAGAUGAAAAAUACUUUGAGCAGGCGUCCAUGGUGGAUGCUCGAAAGGAGAGAAUUCUGUGGAUUGGACGACAAAUCUCUUCUUUUGGCCAGUGGCUUCUGUGGGAUGAGGCCAACUCCCAGUUUACCGUGGCAGAUGAAUAUGAUGUUGACUUUACAGCCAAAACUCCCGAAGUCGGUGCCCGCGAGAUUGUAACUCUCGGAGCCGGUUCACAUAGCUUAGAUGCUCCUUAUCGAGCAAAUUGA